AUGAGGAUUGAAGGUAUAGAUGAUGAAGAUGAUGAUGAUGAUGAUGAUGAUGAUGAUGAUAUGAUGAUAAUUUUGCGUGGCUUAGUGGCUGAAAGGUUUACACUAUGUACCUCAGUAGAAACUAAAGUAGCUGUUGAAGAAGCUUACUGGGUUGACUUGGGCUCUCAAGAUACUGCUGUCAAAGUUAACAAAACUUGUAAUUUCAGCAUGGAUGGGAUACGUUUUGCUCCUGGCUAUAGUGUAGAACAAGCUAUGGAAGACUUAUUUUGUAGCAGUAGUGAUUCAGAAGGUAGUGACGCCGAAGAUGAUGGAACAGAGACACAGGUAGACCAAAGUGAUGAAGUCUGUUUACAUGAAUUAGAAGAAAAUGAUAUUCUUGCUGAAAAUGAUGACAGUGGAGAAGAUGAAAGUGCAGUACUGGUAAGCAGGGGUCGGGAUAUUGUAUGGAGUACAAAAGAACCACCAAUUCGUAGAUUUCCAAUCCGCAACAUACAACGAUUUUCAGCAGGUAUUCCUAGUACAGUUAGUGUUAGCUCAGCUGUUGACUGUUUCAGGCAUUUUAUUACUAAUGAAUUGCUGGAUAUAAUAGUUCAGUUCACAAAUCAACGAGGAAAUGAAUUGAAAGUGUCUGGAAAAUUAGUUGACUGGCGUGAUACAGACAGAUGCGAGCUGCUUUCAUUUUUAGGCUUGCUGAUUCUGUAUGGCAUACAGAAGAGCCGGGGGAAACCUAUUGACGAAUUUUGGGACUCUGAAUAUGGCACUCCUCUAUUCCGUGCUACUAUGUCGAGGAGGCAAUAUCAGGACAUUCUGCGUUCACUUCGUUUUGACGACUGCAUCACAAGACUUGAAAGGAAAGAGAGGACUGGAAAUAAGGCUGAAGCUGUACAGGAAAUAUUUGAUUUGUUUGCCGUGCAAUGUCAAACAUCAUUUAUACCUUCCAGCAACAUUACUGUUGAUGAACAUCUUUGCGUAUACAGAGGUCGGUGCAGUUUCAAGGUCUACAUUCCUUCAAAGCCAGGAAAGUAUGGCAUCAAGAUAUGGUGCGCAGUAGACUGUGAACAUGGUUAUCUGACAAAUCUUCAAAUGUACACUGGAAGGAGUGGUGAUGUGAGAGAAUUGAAUCAAGGCAAGAGAGUGGUCUUAGAUUUAGUGCGUCAUGUGGCUGGCAGUGGUAUGAAUAUUACCACUGACAAUUUUUUCACGAGCUAUGACCUUGGCCAAGAAUUGUUGAAAAUGAAGUUGACACUUGUAGUUUCGUAUGUUCCAAAAAGAAAUAAGGCUGUGCUACUCCUGUCAACACAACAUCAAUCAUUUGAAGUGCCCAAAGAAAACAACUUGAAACGAAAACCAGAAGUAGUGUUGUAUUACAACUCAACAAAAUCAGGUGUUGAUACACUAGAUCAAAUGAGCUCUUACUAUUCUGUGAAAAAGGGUACAAAACGUUGGCCAUUAGCAGUAUUUUUAGAUCUUGUCGAUCUAGCUGCACUCAAUGCCUACAGACUCUUCUGUGUUGCUGUUGAAAAAACAGAGAGACGUCUUUUUCUAAUGAAGUUGGCCAAAGAAAUGGCAAAGCCCCAAGUGGAACGUCGUUUGAGUUUACCACAAGCAAGGAACAAGGAUAUUAUUAGCAGUAUCAAACGGUGUGGAUUUGAUGAUCUGUUAGACAAUGGACAUCCAGACGUCAUACCCGACAAUCAGAAGAGAAAGCGAGGCAGAUGCUCCAGUUGCCCCCGAUCGAAGGACACAAAAUACAGUUCAACAUGCAAAAAGUGUAACAAAUUUGUUUGCAAGGAACAUUCUGAAAUAGUUACUACUUGCAAAAUAUGUGCAGAUGACUAUGGUACGGAUUCCGGUUAG
Schistocerca nitens (vagrant locust) is the source of this 1857-nucleotide messenger RNA. Its product is annotated as piggyBac transposable element-derived protein 4-like. Bases 1 to 1857 code for a protein of 618 amino acids. The transcript is spliced from 4 exons. The record is from RefSeq and is a predicted model, not a curated record. Lineage: Eukaryota; Metazoa; Arthropoda; Insecta; Orthoptera; Acrididae.